Molecule: messenger RNA, 1535 nt
Organism: Diachasmimorpha longicaudata
Lineage: Eukaryota; Metazoa; Arthropoda; Insecta; Hymenoptera; Braconidae
Exons: 2
Source: RefSeq, a predicted model, not a curated record
UUUCUCACAAUUUUUCAAAGGAAUAUUUCCGUGUAAUAAAUUUAAAGCACACUCGCAAAUGCAGCGAAUUAAAUCUUUAUUAGCGUGUUGUAUUAUUACCCGGCGUAGCCUGGGUGGUGCGUAGAUGAGAGCGUGUAAUAAGGCUGUAUUCUUUUCUCCAAGCGACUUGCGAACAGAGCCGCUUUCAGAACGACUUCUCGUUGCCAUCACACAUGAACGACUGGUACACUCCGUGAUGCCCCUCCUCCUUUUAUAUUGCGAUCCUUCCGCGGAAUAUAAACAUAAUGAUGGGGAUCACUGGGGAAUACAUUGGUACGAAACCUACAGUUUUCAGGAGUCGAUUGUUUCAAAUCUAGCAACAAAUAGCCAUGAGCUGCCGAAGUUGCAUCAAAAUAGGCUUCUUGCAGAAAUUUUGGAUCUUCUGGGUAUAUUUGACGAGCCAAAUGGGCAAUUUGUGCACGAUCUCUGGGAUUUUUAAAUACGACGAUGUAAUUUGUAUUCAAUGAAAUGUCUCUCUGUCCUUUGCCUUGGUGGAAUAAAUUUUGAGAUAGAAACAUUACACUGAGAUUUUUAUGAUGGCUUCCUUUUGUAAAUAAAUCAACUAUUGCACCAUUCGAAGAUUCCCGCAUCAAAUCGUCCACGACAACCAAUUUUGGCUUAUUAUCAUCAAAAUCUCCAGAUCUUGGUAGGCCUUCACGAAAUUCGACAAAAUUAUUAUCAUAAUCCGAAUAUCCAUUCUGCCACUCAGCGUAAUAAAAGAUCACUUUUUCAAUUUGUGUAUCGCACAUUUGCUUAAUUUCCUUCAAAAACCUUUUAACAAAAAAUGUUUUUCCACAACCCGUGGGACCACAAAUCAUUGCAGUAAAGGGAUGUUUCCACCUCGUGUCCAUAUUGCCUUCUGAUUAAUCAUGCCUAAAAUCUCAUCAUUUUAUACAAUUUUACGAUAUCCGAAAAUAUGGAUUUGAAAAUGCUAGAGAGGGGCGUGACGUAAUGCACCUGUAUUGGGGUCAAGUGGGCUUGCCUAUGACUAGGACAAGGACAAUGCGCGUAGGCGGGGGCAGGUAAAAAAGGCGAAGAAGUGCAGUAGCCCCCCUGUGGCGCCAACAGUAAAACCCCUGACUUUUCCCAAUAUAGCCCGAAUUUUCUCGCACUAACUGCAGUCGUCCAAGGGACAUUCACAAUGUCGGACCCAAACGAUUUAGCGGGGCCCAGUGACCCGUCCGAAGAAAAUACUACACCUCCACAGGGAGAUUUUGAUUGGAUAAAUAAUUUUGAUCUUGAGUUAUUCGGUGAUUUUGCCAUUGAAAAUAAUUUUGAUGGAGAUUUAUUCGAAAAUUUUAAUUCUGCGCUCUUUGAUAUUCAAUGUGGUGGUGGUGAAAAUGUUGUGAGUGACCCUAAGGCUUUGGAAGCUGUUGAAGAGUUUAAUCUAGAUUUACUAGAUCAGCAGAAUGAUCAACAAAAUGGCCGCGAAGAAGAGAUUGAAAAUCGAUUGCCGGCCUUAAGGACAAUACGACGAUCACGCCAGAGACUUCCAC